Molecule: messenger RNA, 1434 nt
Organism: Rattus rattus (black rat)
Lineage: Eukaryota; Metazoa; Chordata; Mammalia; Rodentia; Muridae
Gene: Nanos2
Product: nanos C2HC-type zinc finger 2
Exons: 1
Coding region: 74-484 (136 amino acids)
Biological process (GO): negative regulation of translation; oogenesis
Cellular component (GO): perinuclear region of cytoplasm
Molecular function (GO): mRNA binding; zinc ion binding
Source: RefSeq, a predicted model, not a curated record
CCUGCUCCUGCCUUCUGACCUCACAGCCCCUGUCCCAGACCCUCUCCAGUGCCCACAGCCACACAUAAGUGUCAUGGACCUGCCACCCUUUGACAGGUGGAGAGACUACUUUAACCUGAGCCAGGUGGUGCUGGGUAUAAUUCAGAGCCGGAAGCAAAGACUGGAGGAUGAGGUGUCUGAGGAACUGGCCUCCAGGCCCCAAGGGAUGAGUGAGCGGGGCCUGGAGGUCUCCCCCGGAAGUUUGGCUACUGCAUGCAACUUUUGCAAGCACAACGGAGAGUCUCGUCACGUCUACACCUCACACCAGCUGAAGACGCCUGAAGGGGUGGUAGUGUGUCCCAUCCUGAGGCAUUACGUGUGUCCUCUCUGUGGGGCCACUGGCGACCAGGCGCAUACACUCAAGUAUUGCCCACUCAACAGCAGCCAGCAGUCUCUCUACCGUCGCAGUGGACGAAACUCAGCUGGUCGCAGAGUCAAGCGAUAAGUGAGGCCCUGUGAGGUACCUAUCACCCACGUCCCAGACCCUCCUUCUGAUCCUAGCACCCUCUGCUAUGCUCACCCAGCCCUCUGGAGGUCCCUGGAUCUUAACGUUCUCUGUGCCUUCAGGAUCCUGAAACAUUGGGAAAUACUGGCAGCCCAGACUGUGUCUCGGACAUGGUUACUGGGAGAACCAUUCUCCAUGGACCGUGUGACUCUUGGGUGGCUUCUUUUGGAUUAUGAGGGACUGGUGAUGACGCUAAGAUGGUCUCUUUGACUUCUCGGUUCCCCUGUGAAGAUCCCUUGGGGGAAUCCUUGGAUUUGCCAUCCUGUAGAAUUCUAGUCUGACGGGCCAGUCUUCAGAAUCUGGGGACAGGGCCAGAGACGGAUCCCGAUUGUCACUGCCAAGAAGUUGAUGCUGGCGCUGACUGUGAGACCAUCCAUCUAUCUUCACCUUCUUCAGCAUUGGCAGACUCAAAAUUUCUCCAUGGACCAUUCAAGUUCAGCCCUCAGUUCCGUGAUCGUGCCGUCUGUCCGAAAUAAGAGGGUUCAGGAACGAGAGGAGGGUCGGGUCAGGACCCCCUGGGAAGGCUGCCAGAUUAUUUGUAACCUCACAGACUGCUUCGGGUGAGCUCAAGCCCACAGAUCUCUCGCUUCAUUACUAACCCCAGUUCACUCUGUUCCUGCUCCCAGGCCCAGUCGUUGAUGGAUCCCUACCCCUCGACCCCUGUGGGUGAUAGACGUGUCUCUCUUCCACCUGUACAGUAUUGUUGAGUGUGUUAAGUCAGUGUGCGUCCCAUGGUGAGGAGAGUCUGAGACCUCAUGGGAAUGGCGACUGCUCAGGUUUUAAUGUUAGGGUCAGAAAAGAAUGCCAGUUGGGUUUUAUGCUGUGUAAGAGGUGGGCUUGGAUAGUGGAUGAGGAGUGGGUGCUGUCUCCUGAAUAAAGUGUUGUUGUUA